ACAGUUCAAGAUGGCGGAUGACUGUAGAGUUGACGGCAAAAGUUGCUGUCUAUUUCGUAAUUAUGUAUGCCUCGUCGAAUAAAAAACUUUUCUUUAAACAACUGUUUAGUUUAAGAAGAUGUCGGGGACAAGUAAAAAAUCAGGGCGAAGAGUGACUUCUGUUAAGAAAUUGAAUAAAAACUUUGGAGAUAUCACGCUCAACGACUACGCCAACUCGCCCGUCUCUGCCGGCCAGGGGCGACUGCGGAAGGCUGCCUCCAACAACGGGGUUCGGGAAGUGAGACACCUGGCCGUGCACCAGGAUGACCGUCACUGGGACGAGAGGCUGGAGGAGCUCAUGGGCGACAUCCGCUUCCCGGCCGCGGCCGGCGAUCACGAGGACGAGGACGAGGAUCAGGACGGCGACGUCUCCGAGCGUGGAAGGUUCAGCGCGGUGUGUUGUGUCCGGCCCGCAGCGGAGGUGACGGCGCGCAGGCCCGCGCGGCGACGCAAGCGCGCGUCCGGCGACGCGGGUCUCGGUGACCGCGAGUACCCCCUGGACGUGUGGUUCCUGAUCUCGGAGUGGAUCCGGCCGGAGGACGUGUCGCGCUUCGCCUGCAUCUGCCGCGCGGCGCUGCAGGUGGCGGCAUCGGCGCGGUUCUGGUUCCAGCUGUACCGGCGGCACUACCGCAGCGGCCUGGCGGAGCUGCCCGAGGCCCUGCAGCCCGAGAGCAUGGCGCGGCUGUACGGGCUGCGCGCGCGCGUGGUGCGCUCGCUGCAGUACACGUACCCCCCCUUCGUGGCCCGGACGCGUGCGCCGCGCCCCUUCGAGGAGCUGAGCGAGGCGCUGCUGAGGCGUCGGUGCGUGCUCAUGUGGCACCAGAAGGCGGCGAGCAGCUGGACCUACUACUUCAAGCUGAAGCGCCACGUGGUGGUGGUGGGGCGUGGCGGGCCGGCGGCGCGGCAGCCCGACCUGCUCGAGAUGCUGGAGGACGUGUCCGCCAACCACGAGGAGGGCUGCAAGCUGCUGCAGGUGACGUGCCAGGACUACGUGUCGGUGCCGCUGGUGCUGGGCCUCACGCUCUGCAGCGCCUGCGUCACCCAGGGGCAGGGCUCGCGCUCCACCCAGCGCCUGCAGCUCGUCUUCGGCUCGGCGCGCGCCUGCUUCUGGCCGGGCACGCCCGUCAUGGACGCCACCCUCGCCGUGCUGGACCUGGUGUCGGAGCUGCGCGUGCUGGACUGGUGGCACCCCCUGUACCCCGCCGCCGGCGGUCCCCAGCUCCGAGAGCUGGACUAGCCCCUCCUCCUCCUCCUCCGCCGCAUUCCUGUCUGUCUCGCGUCUGGUAAGUCACACACGUUAACUGCCGAGCUCUGUUGAAUGUGCUGCGGUUCGAUAGCUAUCACGGUUUAUUAUUCCAUUUUAAAAACGAAUUUUAGGUAGCCCAUUUCAAAUAUUAAAUUGAAGAAAGUUUCUUGAACAUGAUGUAUCCUGAAAUCUCAGACAAACCAGAACAUAAGGUGACAAAUGUAGGGUGAACCAGACCAGGCCAAGUUAAGAGUUUCUAAAUGUAUGUUUAGAUUCUGUGGACAAUUCUUGCCAUGGUGAUAGGCUACUGAAUUAAAAAAAAAAAAAUUGUGGAAUUUUUGUCGUUACAGAGGUCUAAUAUUUAUCAUGAAAUUGGAAUUAUAGUUUAUCCAGGUUCGUAGGACAACCUGAGUGGAGAUUGACUUGUCGCACAGGACGCCUGCUAACAGACAACUGGAGUGUUUGGCAGUGUAGAGUAGCAACGUUUCCUCUCUUUAUGCUAGAGAGAGAAUCGGAGGUUUCAAAAUUUAAAAAAAAUUGUUAUUUGCCGUAAUUUAAACCAACUUGACACUAUCGGGUGAUAACGGUUUUAUUAUAUUAGCAUAUUUAAACUUUGUCAAAAGAAAUAUACAUUCCAUUGUCAGAUUUUGUGCUGAAGUUAACUUAUGAUUGCGGAAAGACUGAUGUAUGUGUACGGACGAAUGGUACCCACCCUCCUAUCCUCUUCCACAUUUGUGAAUGCAUGGUUUCUCGCCCACCCCUCAAGAGACUGGUAUUGUGUGGACAACCUCCCCUCACACCAACCCCUCCACCCCAGACAGAUAGUCGCUGCCACAACUACCGGUCUAGUUCCCUAGUUCCCUGUCUGCAGCGCAGCGUCCUGGUGUUCCCGAGCGCUACCGGCAGUCCCGUCCGGCACUCCGGUGGGCCGGCAGUGUACAACUGCGUGUGUGUAGGGUUGUUCAGUUAAGCACAAGGAGUCUUGCCUAGCAAAGUGUAGCUAUAUGUAUGUAUGUACUUGAGGUGACAUGAUAGUCUACCCUCCGUCUUAAUCAAUUGCAUCGACGAUUAGAUACUCAUUCCUAAGGAAUCCAAACAGUAUCCAUUUCCAUUUUUGAUAGUGAAAAUGAAUCAUCCUAGUUUAGGUUAGUUUUUAUAUUUCUUAGACUACUUUCAUUUAGAGAAAUGAUUUUCAAUCCUUUUAAGUGCAGUUCUGUUUUAAUAUUUAAAUUAAUGCUAGAAGCAAGAAUUAUAAACUCCAUUUUCCUCUCCCUAGUUACAUGGCGGAAAGAAUCAGCGGCAAGAUGUUUAACACAACCAUAAUUUGUACAGGAUGUUUUCAAACUGCAGGGCAUGAAUAAAUGGGUAGCGGAAAAAGUUUUUAAGGGACAUAUAUGUGGAAAUGAAACCCUGCAAAGUUACAGGCGCAAACAGUACUGUGCAAAUUUGAUUUGGCGUGGCUCAGGGCACUACUCACUGGCCAGAGGACGAGCGAUCGCGACACAGAGGCGUUCAAAUGCCCCGUAGGAAGCAGGCGAUGGGCCGGACACAGACGUCUAGUCAGCUGUACACACUAGCAACCAGCUUUUCACAUUCCAGGUUGGCCCGGCAACACAACCCGGAACAAUAACAAAAUACAUUUAAAACACUUGACAAAAUUGAGUUUGUAAGUUACCUCUUUAAUUGCAUUUUUCUUGGCGAGUAGUCGCACGUUGCGACGAUCGAGCGACGACUAACUCCCACCACGCAGUUUCCUUCCUCUGCAAAGCCAUAGCAAAGGGAGGCAACCCCGUGGGCCGACCAACCAGUCGCAACACAGUAUGUUUCACUCUAGAAGUCCGGAGACACGUCAUGCCACCCCAAGACUCGCUCUGAUUGGCUGGCGAGACUGCGCCCGGCGAAAGUUCCUGCCUAUUGCUGCGCAGUCGUGCGUCCACGUGCUGGGUUUUUUCAAAAAAUGCUAACUUGAGGCGUGAAAAACAACUUGGCUGGCGACAGUGGCGUGCCCGUGUCUUCCUUCCUUUUAAAACCUUCUAGAAUGUCCUCGAAUGUUCCAUACAGUCUUACUACCCAGAAUAUGCCUUAAAAUUUUGAUAUAACGUAAUUAAUACACCUGUUAAUUGUAAAUGUUAAAGUAAACAAAUAACAAUAAAACAUUUACAUAAUAUAACCGAAAUUAAUAAUAUUCACUUUCAAAAUGCAAACUAAAUACUUGCAAUACCUAUGCGUAAUAAAAGAAACAUUAAUAAAAAUAAUAAAAUAUUUUUAAAAAAACAUUAACAUAAAACAUUCUUAUUCAAGUAUCAUUGGUAGUGGGGGGGCAGGAAUUCUGCAAUUUUACAAGCUGACUCGAUACAGAACAGUGUGUGAUGUUACGAUUACAGUAGCGCAGUGUUGACUGUUAGUAUAUUGCCAUGCUUACAGACUAUACAAACAGCAUUAGCAUGGCAGACUAAUUAUUCGCAGACAUGGCUGAUAUAGUUGCAUACAGUGUUUAUCCAGUAAAAUAUUGUGUACAGUUUCCAAGGGUACUUUCACAACAAACGUGUACCUCAUAGGAAGGAUCUUCAUGCAGGUUAACUAAAAAUUAUUUUUAGAAUAUUGUCAAGAGUCAUUUUAUGCAUGUGGAAAAAACAAAUAGAAGAUUUUAAUGUUGGUUUAUAAAUAUUACAUGAAACUUAAAAGUAAAUAGCACUAAUAUUUAUAAUCUAACUUUAUCAGAGAACUAAUGAAAUGAAAAUUCAUGUGAGAUUGGCCACUUUUUGGACAAUUUAAUCCCAGUUAGUGUUGUCUUACAUUUAAUACUGCAGAUGGUCCGGCAUCCAACUGUCGGAAUGGCUGAUGGUUCGGUACCUGCGAGGAAUGGACUGACUUUAGCCAAGUGAGAGAACUGAAGUUAAAAGGCUAUACUUCUUAGCCAAGGUAAAAAAAACACUUUCACACGCGUAAGUAGUAGUAGUUUUGCAUGAAUCCGGAUUGGUUGAGAUCGUUCGGAAGUGUACAAACGAGUCUUUAGUUUUGACCUGUGUUUGUGUUCAUUUAGUUAUCCUUUAUUCCUGCUAAGCAAUAUUUGUUGCCACUCACCAUCUUACAGAUGUAUUUGCUCUACAACUUGGCGUUUAGCUAUUUCCGGGGAUACCACCUGAUAGUCUGGCACUUUCGUAAUCUGGAACCAGCAAAGACCCAAAUGUCCUGAAUUAUCAAUGUCUACUGUAAAUAAUUUUAUGUUUAUCUUUCAAUCUAAAUUAAUAAUGUUCCUGAGUUUUUUUUAAUUCAAAGAUGGACUUUUGUUUGAUCUUUCCCUUUUUUUUACCCAAGGUAGUGCUUACAUUUAUGGUUGACAUGCAUUGCAGCAUUGGAGGUCGUCUUACAUUGAAUUAUUUAAUAUCUAUUCCAAAACAUCCUGUAGGACUGAAUAAAUGUGAUGCAUUGUAUUAAAAAAUUUAAAUUGAUAGUAAUUCAGUAUUUUGUUUUCACUUUAAACUAGUGCAUUAAAUUCAUAUAAACAAAAUGAACAUUGUUAGACACUCCAGGUUUAUUUAACUUCAAACUUUGUUCUUGUUGAUAAUAAUUGUGAUAUAUUCAGUGUAUACAUCAUUAAUUUGUCUACUUAAGAAAUAGCAUAUUGUUUCCUAGUAUGACUAUAUUUAAUACCUAUUGCUAUUAGCUAUUAAUUAUCUUAUUGAAAUUGAUGCAAUUAUAAGUGAUAUUGAUAAUAUGUAAAUAUAAUUGUAAAGGGAAGUAGUAAUUCCUCUGCAUUUGUUUUGUAGCAUUUAUAGCAAGAACUGCCAUUUCUGUUUCUAGAUUUUUCUUUUACAAAAGUUACUUGUUACUUAAUCAAUAGCAUCUGAGUUGUGUUCAUAUAAACUGUAAAUUUUUAUUCAUAGUUUGUGUAUUAGGGUUUUUUUUUUUCCAGUAUUUUACUUGUAUGAAUUGUUUUAUUACUGGUAAUGAUGCUGGUUCUCAACAAACAGUUUGGUAGCUGUGGCAUUCACAUGCUUGCAAAACUAUUUUUUGUUUAUAUGAUAUAUGUAACGAUCUUAAGCAUACAAUGUUGAUUACUUAUCAAAAGGAAUGAACUUGUGGCCUUGUACACACAUUUUUUUUCUCUCUGAGUAGACCUCAGAAUAGUAAAUUAAAAUAUUUACAAUGAUUUUAAGUACCUAACUGAUUACAUAAAAAUUAAUAAUUUUUGUGUAAUUUUUAUGCCAAUAUGUAAAAUUACAAUGGAGACAUGAUAUCUUGCCUAAAAUUGCAGGCAAGGUGGAAUCAAUUGCAAAAAUGUAACGCAGUUAAUGCUGUAAUAAUAGUAAAUGUAUUUGUUUGGUGAGUGAGUAUUCUUUGAAGCCGGUGAUAUUUGCUGUGUCGUUUUUCCUCUCUCCUCUCUCCUUCGCUCUAGCUACAGCGAGAGUAUCUUUGUAACCAUACGUGCUGUGACAAGACCCACUGAGUACUGUCGUGAGGAGGACUUGAAGGUGGCUACCCAAAGUAGUUGUUACGUUUGUUAGUGUUUAAUUCAGUGACGCGUGGGCGCUGAUCAAGUCUGUGAUAACCGCAACGGCCCCCGGCGAGGACCUUGACGCGUGACGUGUGGUUGCCUGGUGCUACCGAUGUUCAGCGCUGUCUGAUUGGACGUGCAGCCUUCUGUACCUUGUCGCUCCCGCUUGGCAUUCGCCAGCGAGCGAGCCGCGGGCCAGUCUGUGGUCUGCCACGCCUCGAACCUCCCUCGGGCAGCUGGGGGGGGACGCUUGCCUCGGCUUCCCGAGACCGCUAACCAAAUGGUUGCUGUUCCUUCAACAGCAGCACGUUAAAUCCCUCUUGAUCUGUCGUUACGUCAAACACAUUCCGGUGAUGGCUCCUUUUAUGAUGGCUUUGCUCAUAGAACUGAUUUCAGACACACUUUUUUUUAGCAUCUCAGUAAAACUCAGGCUCGGGCAAGCUUGUCUUGUCGUGCCAACAAUUUUCAUUGUGUACAGCAUUACAGAAAUGUAUUCACGAGCCUGAGACAGCCAAUGGUUAAGUAAGUGGUUCAUGAAGUCUUCAGGAUUUUUAUUUUAGGCGGGAGUAAUUAUUUAAGGAGGAAAAAGGCUUUUGCUGUGGAGUGUAAAAGUAAGGCCAAUUCUAAGUGAAAGUGUCAUUCAAACACGUCAAUUCUCAACUGAAUUUCAAGAAAGGUAUUACAAAAAUGGGAAAAGUGCUGGCCAGUAGUAAUUGUUUGUUGUGUAUAUUCAUCCCCUCCUAGAAAAGUAACGUUCUGGCCGAGUGGACUCGACGAAGGGAAUGCUGUUUGUUUAUCAUAUUUACAUGAGUUUUAUAGCUUUUUGAGAUGUCAGGUUCAGCUCACGUAGCAACAUCUCCCGUCCUGAUGUAGGGUUCCGAUUGGCUUCCUUGAGAGGAAGAAUUGUCGAUAGUGACCAUGCGUGUCUUGUUGCAACUACACAGUUAGGCCUGCAGAACACAGACUGGACGCGUGCUCGCUCGACGAGUGUGGGGGGGACACUCUGGAGGCUGCAUGCGUGUGUGUGUGAACAGUGGCGUAUACAGACUAGGCUCCAGAUGCUGUUUAGCUUAUGAAGCUGUUAAAAUUUUAUCAAUUUAUUCCAGAAAAAAAAAUUUUCCAUGACAGGACUACCAUUUGUAUCAAUAGGUGAAAUGUGGUGCUAUAAAUAGUAAGUGAAAAUGACACUCCAAGAACAAGUUUUAACGACUUCCAGCCUAACCCUUGCGUAUGCCGCUGUGUUAAAGCAUGUGUCCAUGUUACCUUGUAGUGUUAUUUGUGUGUACGCAUGAUGUGCUCGUGUCAAGUGUCAUAAAUAUAUUUAUAAUAAAUA
Bacillus rossius redtenbacheri is the source of this 7116-nucleotide messenger RNA. RefSeq names its product transmembrane protein 183 (gene fsd). Bases 119 to 1276 code for a protein of 385 amino acids. Gene Ontology annotation, biological process: regulation of protein stability. The record is from RefSeq and is a predicted model, not a curated record. Gene Ontology annotation, cellular component: SCF ubiquitin ligase complex. The transcript has 6 exons. NCBI's taxonomy places the organism in Eukaryota, Metazoa, Arthropoda, Insecta, Phasmatodea, Bacillidae.